Messenger RNA from Corapipo altera (White-ruffed manakin), 13634 nucleotides. Its product is annotated as complement receptor type 1-like. The record is from RefSeq and is a predicted model, not a curated record. Lineage: Eukaryota; Metazoa; Chordata; Aves; Passeriformes; Pipridae. The transcript is spliced from 73 exons.
CUUGCUCAGGAGGAGUUAAUGAUUUAUGGGUCAGCUGGCACGACCCUGGUUUCUGCAGAAUUCUGCAGAAAGCUUUUCUCCAUGGAGCCAUAGCUGAGCAUGUAGGCGGAUCAUGACUCCUCCUUUAGCUGUGCCUGGAGCCAGGGGACUGGAUGGGAACAGUCACUGCUUUGUCUUGGAAGUGCUGAACGCUCCAGGUCUCCAUCUCCUGCCUCCUGACCUCCAGAGAUCUGGCCCAGGGAAAGAAUGUGGUAACAUCUGUGGGAUCUCCAGACAGGAAUAAACAUGUCAGCUCUGGAGCUGGGGAGGCAGCGGGAUCGCGCUGCCGUCCUUGGGUCACUCCUCACUGCUGCUCUCAUUGUGACUGUCCACAGUCUCUGCGAUGCUCCGCCGCGUCUCCAGUCUGCAGAGCUGAAGGAGCAGUACCAGAGCACUGCCUCAUUUCCCCACAAUUCCAGGGUGGAAUAUGUCUGUCGUCCAGGUUAUAUGAGAAAUAAUCAUGUCAGCAAUGUCCUUGUUUGUGGACUAAGCGGGAGGUGGCACGGAUCAAGGGACAUGUGCACAGCCAAGCAUUGCACCUACCCCGGAGAGCCGCCCAAUGGCAGACUCGUCCUGGGAGAGGACCUCAGUUUGGGUUCUUCAGUGAACUUCACCUGCAACACUGGGUACAGACUGCUUGGAAAUUCUAAGAUUACUUGUGUGAUUAAAAAUGGGGCUGUUACGUGGGACAGAGAUAUUCCCAUGUGUGAGGCGAUUCCGUGUGAACCCCCCCCAGAAAUAGCUGAUGGGGAGCACAGUGGGGUUGACAAGGAGCUCUUUGUGUACGGAGAGUCCGUCACGUACCGGUGCCGAAGUGCCAGGAGGGCAGAGAGACCUUUAUCCCUGCUGGGAGAAGCCUCUAUUUUCUGCACAACCACGGACAAUGUCAAUGGUGUGUGGAGCAGUCCAGCCCCAGAAUGCAAAGUGGUGACCUGUGAGCCUCCAAGGGUGGCGAAUGGGAAGCUGCUGAGUGGGUACAGGUCUGAGUACACCUACGGAGACACCGUCGUGUUCGACUGUAACUUCCGCUACACCUUGAACGGCAGCGAUGCUUCCACGUGCAGGGACAACAACUUCUGGGACCCCCCCCUGCCACUCUGCCAGCUCAGUAGCUGCAAUGACCCUCCAGAUGUGUAUAACGCCAUUAAAGCCAGACUUGCUGGCAAUCUGUUCCCUGUGGACACUGUGGUCACCUAUGAGUGCCUGGAGGGCCACCAGUUCAGCGUGGGAGAAACCACGCGGAACAUCCGCUGUCGGCCGAACUUCACGUGGGAUGAAAUCCCCCCACCAUGUGAAAGAAUUCGUUGCCCAGAUCCACACAUCCCAAACAGAAAGCACACAUGGUACGAGAGAGACAAUUAUGUGUAUGAAAACACGUUGGAAGUUACAUGCAAAGAUGGGUUUGCCUUCAAAGGUCGUGGCAGCAGCAUCACACUUCGGUGUAUGAGUGAUGGCAGAUGGGAUCCAGAGCCACCAGAGUGCGUUCCAGAACCUCGGUGCCCAAAGCCAGACAUUCUUCACGGAGUAGAGGUUCAUAAAAGCAAAAGUGACUACACAGUGGGGACCCAAGUGCAGCUGACUUGUGAUGAGGGCUUUUCCCUCUGGGGCCCGGACUCGACCGAGUGUCAGGCUGAUGCAACCUGGGCUCCUACCUUGCCCUUUUGUGACAAAGCCUGUGGCCCCCCUCCAAAAAUCUCCAAUGGGCAGCACGAUGGCAUGGGUGGUAAGAAGUUCUACUAUGGCGCCAGUGUGACCUACACCUGUCCAAAGGGUCUGUCCCUCAUCGGGGAUGAGUCCAUCUACUGCACCUCUGAUGAUGGGAAGAACCUGACGUGGAGUGGACCUGCCCCAGAGUGCAGGGUGGUUCGGUGCCCCAAGCCCGUGGUCGAGAGGGGAAGGAUGACCCCCCAGAGGUUCACCUUUCCCUAUGGGGUGGUGCUGCGGUUCUCCUGUGAUGAAGGCUUUGGACUGAGUGGUGCUGCAGAGAGUCAGUGCCAGGCUGAUGGCAGCUGGCACCCUCCUGUGCCCACCUGCCAGCCAGUUCUGUGUCCACAACCACGGGUGGCCUAUGGAAGGCUGAAAAGCCCUUUGGAUGAUAAAACAUGGUACCAGAUCAAUGAGACUGUUACUUUGGGAUGUGCCCCUGGGUACCAGUUUUCAGAUGAUGGGAACCUGUCUUCAGAAGACUCCUGGACAGCCACAUGCCUGCCUGAUGGCAACUGGACACUGCUGCCCAAGUGUAAGAAAGAAGGUGAUGCUGAUGUAUGUGAAGAGGUUCACUACAUUAAAUCGGCCUUUGAGUGUGGGCUGCCUGUAGCAGAAGUGAAAGCUCUGCUGGAAAUCCAAAAACUGUUUCUGGAGAUUAAAAAACUAGAGGUGGAACUAGAAAAGGCACAGGGGCUGCUCCUGGCCUUGCUGGGGCUCCUCAGCUUGCCUGUGGCUCGUGGUGACUGUGGGCCCCCACCUGUCAUGACCUACUCCAGACCAUCCAGUGAUGAGCACUCCAGCAACUUCCCCGUGGGAUCCAGAGUGACCUACACGUGCAUUGAGGGUGCCCUCAAAAUCCCUGGAAUGCCAGACACGGUGGAGUGCCUGCCUGGCAACCUCUGGUCCACACUGCCCGAGCCCUGUGGCCGGAGCUGCACUGCCCCGACCAGGUUGAGGUUUGCUGCCCUGUCCAAGGAGGAUGAGGUGAUGAACUUCUUCCCUGUGGGCACCAACGUGACCUAUGUCUGCCGUCCUGGCUACGAGAACACCUCACAAAGCUCCCCCACCAGCACCUGCCUUGAGAACCUGACGUGGUCGGAAGCUGCUGAGCUGUGCAGGAGAAGGUCCUGUGGUGCCCUGGCAGCGCUGCCCGGGGGGAGGACGGUGCCCCUCACAGACCUGCAGUUUGGUGCCAGAGUGGAGGUGUUCUGUGAGGAUGGGUACAAAUUAGUUGGAAAUAAUUUCAUCUGGUGCCAGCUUAAAGGAAACGACGUUGAGUGGAGUCAACUUCCAACCUGUGAAUUGAUUACCUGCUCUUCACCUCCUCAAAUCAGCAAUGGGAAGCAUGAUGGUGAAGGUGUGGAAAAUUUUGCUUAUAACUCAACGGUGACAUACAGCUGUGCCCCUGGAUUCCAGCUCCUUGGGAAUGGGAGCAUCCGCUGUACGAGCACGGACAAAACCAACGGAGUCUGGAGCGGGGCUGUGCCCAAGUGCAAAGAGAGGUCAUGGGCAGCCAGGAGAAGCUGGACAUGGCAGAAGUGCUGCUACACCACAUUCCCCAUCCGCUGCAAAGGAUUAUUUUACCCAAUGAAAGGCUUCCUUUUGCUUUGUGCAGUCACCAUCCCCCUUCAGGCCUCUGCUCACCAGUGGCCUGUAAAAAUAUGUGGCCAAGGUGCAGAGAAACGAUGCGAGGGAGAGGCCGAGGUACCGAGUGCCCGCAGAGCCCCGCUGCAUUCCUCGGGAUGCCAGGCGUGCCCCGCGGAGCCGGCACGGGGGGGGAACCGCGUCUUCCACACCCACUGCCCACCGCAGGCACGGGUUUCGUCAGAGAAUUUCCCGGAGCUGAGGUGGCCGGGCGGGGUGCGGGGGUGCUGCGGGAGUGGCCCCGCUGCCCAUCGCUCCCCGCCCCGCGGGGGCCGCCCGGGCAGUGCCGGGGAGACCCGCGAUGGGCUCCGGCCGCUGCCGCUCGCUCCUGCCCGCGCUGCUGCUGCUGCUCGUGCUGCCCUCGGCGUGGGCCACGCAGAGCCCACAGAGGACAUGAAAGACAAGCAGAGCUUCAGUGAGGGCUCCACAGUGAGGUACAUCUGUGUCACAGGUUACACCAAACGUCCCUUCCUCUCCGACACCGUCCAGUGCCUCACAAACUCCCAGUGGUCCCACCUCCCGCAGUUCUGUGGCCGUAGCUGUCCCAGCCCUCCAUACGUGCCAUUUGCUAAAAUAUCACAGGAAGAUCAAACACAGAAUUUUUAUCCUGUUAAUACCACGGUGAAGUACAUUUGUCGCCCAGGCUUUGAGAAUACCACAGACCAGCUCCCCACCAGCACCUGUCUGGACAACUUAAAGUGGUCAGAAGUCCCUGAGCUGUGUAGGACUAUUUCUUGUCCUCCUCCUCCAGCCAUUCCCCACGGGCAGCACGAUGGCAACAGCACAGAGAAGUUCCUGUAUGACUCAGUCACCACCUACACGUGUGACCCCGGGCUGGAGCUCGUGGGGAACAAAUCCCUCCGUUGUACAACAGAGAACGGGGUCCUUGGAGUCUGGAAUGGGGCUGCUCCCGAGUGCAGGGUUAGCACUGCAGCAGAGACAAACCAAACUGAAUCCUCCAGAGGGAAUCCUUACUGGCUGGCAAGUAUCCUCAUCCCUAGUUGCAUUGUUCCUCCAGUAGCCCUUGGAAUCCUAGCUGGCAUCAUCAUGAGGCGGAAAGACAGUGAAAAACACUCUUAUAACAUGAAUUUACAAAAACACAAGGUGAAGGGAAAGGAUGCACCGAUGUGCCCGAAGAAGCAGCCCAUGCCGUGGAAUUCCUAUUUUUGGAAGCAGCUGCACGAUGCCCUGGCCCCUCUCACGGUGCCCACGCGCCGCGGCUGUGCCGCCUGCGAGCACUGGCUGAGCACCAGCAAACCACGCACCUACUCGGUCCCCAGCAUUGGUGACAGGGAGAGCCAAAGCCCAGCAGGCACCAGCUCUCCUGCCGAAGCUGUGGAUGUGCAGAGGGGUCGUGGUGCAGGAGAAGCUGGUCCAGAGUGGAGCGAGGCAGAGCAGCCCAUGGACCACAAAAGCCCGCGGGGCCCUGUCUGCUCUCCCUGCACGGACCAGCUGCACCUCUCCCUUGUCCACAGCGACACGUGGAGCAGCCCCGUGGUGUGUCCCCUGGCUGCAGAGGGGAUGCCAGCCCACCUCGUGCCUCAGCACACCCCCAGCUGCCACCUGUGCCCCGUCUGUGCGGUGCCAACCCACACACACUUGUGCCAGCCCCAGCACCAGGCACCCGACGGGGACUGCCCGCAGGCGCCGACUUUCGUCUUUGCGGAGCUCACCACGACCUCCCAGGAAUCCUACCCCGUGGGGACCGAGCUGAGGUACCGCUGCCGCCCGGGUUACGUGAGGAACGGGAACCGGGCCCCCGUGGUCACCUGCCUCCCCAACUCCACCUGGUCGGAGCAGCCCGACUUCUGCAUCGGGCUCUGGUGUCCUGGAAAAUGCUGGGAAAGGGAAGGAGGGUGGUUCAGGUAUGUCAGUAACACCUGGCUCUGCUCAGAAAAUAAGCUGCUGUUUGGAUCUGCCACUGCACAGACGGGGCUGAAUGGACACAGGGUGAGAUUAAGUCUUGCUCAUGGUCCUGUGAGCUUGUGCAAGAAUUCAGUUUCCUCCAAUUGCAUCAUGUAUUGCAUUCCUUUAGGUGUUGAGAAAAUGGUAUUUCAUAGGAGGGCUAGCUGCUUGUACCCUAGGGUUCAGCUUCUCCAGAGAAUAGUUUCUCUAGAAACUGUACAGCUUUCUCAAUUUCUCAAAGUUUUUUGCUUUUUUCAAAGAGAUUCAACCUUUCCUUUUCUCAGGUACCGACUAGUUGGGCCACCAACUGCACAGUGUGUAUUUAAAAAUGGUGAAGCUUACUGGGAUAACAUUCCAAUCUGUGAGAUUAUUCCCUGUCCACCACCUCCUGAAAUCAAGAAUGGGCAGCUCCUUGGUGGGGAAAGAGAAUUCACCUUUGGCAUGGCUGCAAGUUACAGCUGUAACAACGGUUUUUCUCUUAUUGGAGAUGUCACAAUUUACUGUACAAUAGGUCCUAACUACAAGGGAACCUGGAAUGGUCCAGCCCCUGAAUGCAAAAUGGUCAGCUGUGAAAAUCCAGACCUGAAAAAUGGGAAAAGGUUGUCUGGCUUUGGCCUCGAGCACACAUACAGAGAUACAGUGAGCUUUGAGUGUAAUCCUGGUUAUAAAAUGAACGGUAGUAGUGUAGUUACCUGUGAAGCAAACAGUUCCUGGACACCACCUCUGCCAACAUGUGACCAAAUCCACUGUGGUUCCCCUCCACGCUUCCCUUUUGCUGAACUACCAACACCCGUGGGUGACAGCUCUGUUUUUGGAACCAAGCUGGACUAUCGGUGUAACCCAGGAUAUAAGGCAGCACCUGGAAAGUCCUCUACUGUCAUUUGUCAGAGUAAUGAAACCUGGUCUGCUGCAGACCCAGACUUCUGUGUCCGACAGCAAUGCUCUCCUCCUGAAGUAAAGAACGGGAAUGUGGCUGGAAACGAAAAAACUUUCCCCUUUGAAACAGUUGUGAAGUUCACCUGCAAUUCUGGGUAUAAGGUAAUAAACCCUUCUGCCAAAUGUGUGGCAUCAGGAAAUGAAGUUCGCUGGGAUCCAGCACCUCCCUACUGCUCAAGAGCGAACAUGAUCGUUGUUGGAGCCACAGUCUGUGCCAGGGAGCAGAGGAUGGUGCUCACCUUCACCCUCUGCCUCCUGGGCAGCUCUGCUUGGCUCCUGAUCUCCACGGCUGAGGCUCGAGUUCCCCUGUGCCCGCUCCCAAACAUCCGGUAUGGGACGAGAGUACCCCGUGCUCGCCUUUACUACAGGCCCGGGGACAUCGUGAGCUUCACCUGCAACCGGGGCUACACCCUGCAGGGCUCCCGCAUCAGCACCUGCGGGGCUGACUUCAGAUGGAACCCACCUCUGCCAGUGUGCAAAAAGGAGGGGACGUGUCCUCGGCCACCAAACAUUGCCAAUGGGCUGCACACUGGACAGUCCCUGGACAAGGUUUCCCGGGGAGUGACCGUGCACUACAGCUGCAGGGAUGGAUACACUCUGGUUGGGAAUGAGUCCAUCACCUGCACGGAGGUUGGGGUGUGGAGCCGGCCCCUGCCCCGCUGUGAAGCAAUUGGCUGUAAGGUACCCGAGGUGCAGAAUGGGAAGGUCUACAAUCUGCAGAGCACCUACAAAGCUGGGGAGACUCUUCACUUUGACUGUGACACGGGUUAUGCUGCAGAGAACACCUAUGAGACUCAGUGCCAGCCUGGGGGAACUUGGGAUCCACCAGUGCUCAUCUGCCAGAGGGUCCGACCCUGCCCCAUGCCUCCAGAGAUCACCAAUGGAAACCACAAUGGCCAGGGCAAAGCAGAGUUUACCAUGGGAAUGUCUGUAAGAUACACCUGCAAUCCUGGCUAUUACCUGGUUGGAAAUGCUGAUGUAUUUUGCAGAGUCUCAGGGAGCUGGAGCCAGCCCGGCCCUCGCUGUGAAGAGGUGAUGUGUCCUCGGCCACCAAACAUUGCCAAUGGGCUGCACACUGGACAGUCCCUGGACAAGGUUUCCCGGGGAGUGGCCGUGUACUACAGCUGCAGGGAUGGAUACACUCUGGUUGGGAAUGAGUCCAUCACCUGCACGGAGGUUGGGGUGUGGAGCCGGCCCCUGCCCCGCUGUGAAGCAAUAGGCUGCGAGAUACCCGAGGUGCAGAAUGGGAAGGUCUACAAUCUGCAGAGCACCUACAAAGCUGGGGAGACUCUUCACUUUGACUGUGACACGGGUUAUGCUGCAGAGAACACCUACGAGGCUCGGUGCCAGCCUGGGGGAACUUGGGAUCCACCAGUGCUCAUCUGCCAGAGGGUCCGACCCUGCCCCAUGCCUCCAGAGAUCACCAAUGGAAACCACAAUGGCCAGGGCAAAGCAUUUUUUACCGUGGGAAUGUCUGUAAGAUACACCUGUAAUCCUGGCUAUUACGUGGUUGGAAAUACUGAUGUAUUUUGCAGAGUCUCAGGCAGCUGGAGCCAGCCCAGCCCUCUCUGUGAAGGGAAGCAAUGCAGUCACCCUGGUGAACCUGUGAAUGGGAAAAUUAUUUCCCUAACAGAUCUCCAGUUUGGGUCAACAGUGGUCUACAGCUGUGAGGAAGGACUGAGGGAUUUCCAGGACUCAAAAGCCUUGUUCUGCACCUCUGCAGGUAUCCCUUGCAAGCCACCUCCGGACAUUCCCAACGGGGUGCACACGGGCAGGCUGCUGAAUGAAUUCCACUAUGGCACAGCUGUAACCUACACCUGCAACCCCGGGUUCCCACUCCACGGAGAGCCCUCCAUCCACUGCACCACCCAGGAUGGGAAAAAUGGCGUGUGGAGCGAGCCCAUCCCGACGUGUGGAGAGGCAAACUGUCCUGUCCCACGGGUCCAGAACGGGAGGAUCGUGUCUCCUAGAUCUGCCUACUCACACCAGGACACCGUGACCUUUGAGUGUGAGCCAGGCUUUGUCCUGCGUGGCCACAGAGUGGUCCAGUGCCAACCCAACAACACCUGGGAGCCACCCGUGCCAGUCUGCACUCAGGCUGGCUGCAGUGCACCUGCCAGGCUGGAGUUUGCUGAGCUGAAGGAGCCCCACAACAACCAGACUGUCUUCCCUGUGGGGAGGACAGUGGAAUACGUGUGCCGGCCAGGCUAUUCCCAGCACCCAGGGAUGCCACCAUCCGUCACAUGCCUCAGGAACCAGACGUGGUCUGCAGUGCUGGAGUUCUGUAAAAGGAUCGUGUGUGCUCCACCUCCGGCCAUCCCCCACGGGACACACAGCGGGCGCUCGAGGGACACCUUCUCCUACGGGGACGUGGUCACCUACUCCUGUGACCCCGGGUACCCUCUGGCAGGAGAUCCCUCCAUCCUCUGCACCUCCUCAGACGGGGAGCACGGAGUGUGGAGCGGGCCAGCGCCGCGGUGCCAAGAGGUGAAGUGUCCUCCCCCUCCGAGCAUUCCCAACGGGAAUCACAGCGGCCAGCCCUCGGACAGGCACCUCCCGGGCUCGGCUGUGCAGUACAGCUGCUCGGAGGGCUACACCCUCAUCGGGAACGCCUCCAUCCACUGCACCGCCGCCGGAACGUGGAGCCGGCCCCGGCCCCGGUGUGAAGCAAUUGGCUGCGACAGACCAGAGAUCAAGAAUGGAAGAACGACUGGGCUGGAGACCACGUACAGACUUGGGGAUGUUGCUGUCUUUGAAUGUGAUUUUGGUUACGCCUUGAGGGGCUCUCAACAGUCUCGCUGCCAGUUUGGGGGCAAGUGGGACCCUCCUUUCCCCACCUGUGAGAAGAUGCUGCCAUGUCCUUCCCCUCCAAAUAUCAAAAACGGCCGGCACGACAGCAAGGAUGUGGAUGUGUUUAUCCCUGGAAUGUCAGUGAAGUACUCCUGUGACCCAGGGUAUGUCCUUACUGGGAAAACAACAGUUUCUUGUUUGACAUCUGGAUCCUGGAGCAUCCCUUACCCCCGGUGUGAAGUGAUCACCUGCACAAGCCCCAGCAUCCGGGAUGGAGAGGUGGCUGAAGGCCGGAGCGCUGUGUAUCUUCCUGGGGCCAACGUCACCUUCCAGUGCCACCCAGGCUAUGUCCUGCAGGGCACCCGUGCAGCCAAGUGCCAGCCUGAUGGCCGCUGGGUGCCUGCUGUGCCCACCUGUGAGCGAGUGCUGCUGUGCCCUGAGCCUCCCGUCAUCGCCCACGCCACGCACGGCGCGGAGCUUGGGGCCAACUUCACCAGCGGGAUGUCGGUGAACUACAGCUGCCAGCCCGGCUUCUCCCUCCUCGGAGACCCCUCCAUCUCGUGCACGGCCUCGGGGAGCUGGAGCCUUCCGUACCCACGCUGUGCAGUGCUGCAAUGUCCUUCACCUCCAGCUAUUGACAACGGAAAUCACAACAGCCAGGACUUGGAAGUUUUCCCCACUGGGAUGGUUGUAAACUACAGCUGUGACCCCGGGUACAGCCUCCUGGGAGAGGCAUCCCUCUACUGCACCGACUCUGGCAACUGGAGCCUCCCUCUCCCUCGGUGUGCAGGUGGCUGUGGUGCACCUCCAAACUUCACCUUUGCUCAGCUGACUAAGGAACACAGAAAUCAGAUGGAAUUUGCUGCCGGGGACACCGUGCGCUACAGCUGCCAGCCAGGAUACAUGAGACGCCCCGGAGUGCCCCCAACUCUGACUUGCCUCAAAAACCACACGUGGUCUGAAGCGCUAGAGUUUUUAAUCACAACGGCGGGGCUGCGCUUGGGAAGCGACUCUGAAUUUCCGCGUACAAAUAACGGCACCGGACUCGCCGAACACCGCCCAUCAGCGGGGCUGGGGCGAAAUAAAUCAGCAGCGAGCGGCUCCCGCUGCGCCGCACGGCGGGGGACGGGCCCUCCUCUGAGGGCGAUAAUGGCGGGCGCGGCCAUGGCGCCGAGGGCGGGGUGACCCCGCGCAUGCGCCUCAGCCCCGCGCUGCGUCUCGGCCGCUGUGAGGGAGCGGAGCGGGCGCUGCCGCGGCCCCGGCGCCGUCAUGGGGCCGCCGCCGCUCUUGCUGCCGGUUCUGCUGCCGGUUCUGGUGCUGUGGGGGCUCAGCGGAGCGCGGGCUGAGGACGCGUGUGGGAUUCCACCCAGGCUGAUAUAUGCAGAGCUGGAGGAGAAGUUCAUCGGAACAGAGAGUUUUCCUGUUGGAAGUCAAGUCUCCUUCGUCUGCCGGCCGGGAUAUAUGAGAAGCCCUGGAAAAUCCUUAACUCUCACGUGUGGUCCUGACUUACAGUGGUCACCCAAAGAGCAGUUCUGCAUAGAGAGAAGAUGUAAGCACCCAGGAGAAUUAGCACAUGGUGUUGUUGAUGUGACAGAUCUUACAUUUGGUUCAACUGCUACUUUUUCUUGUCGAGAAGGAUACAGAUUGUUUGGAAACGAGCAGGUUACCUGUGCAAUUAGGAAUGAAGGUGUUGAUUGGGAUGGUCAGAUGCCUUACUGUGAAGUGAUUCCCUGUGAUCCCCCUCCCAGCAUCACCAACGGGCACCACACAGAAGCUGCCAACUACGUGUAUCAGACUGCAGUGAGCUACUCCUGUGAUGAUGUCCCAGCAGGCUCAGAUCCCUUCUCCCUCAUCGGCUCAGAUACCAUUUUCUGCACCUCUGAUGAGCACUCAAAUGGAGUUUGGAGUGGGCCACCUCCACAAUGCAGAGUGGUCAAAUGUGAAAACCCCAGAGUUAAAAAUGGGUACAAAAUAUCUGGAUUUGGGCCUUCCUAUACUUACAGGGACUCGGUCCAGUUUGUGUGUGAUGCAGGCUAUUACAUGGUUGGAGAAGAUAUAAUUUCCUGUGCAGAAGAUAACACUUGGUCUCCUCCAAUCCCAACCUGUGAGAAAAAUGUGUGUGGUGCUCCAGAGGUCACAAACGGAGCCGUGGUCCCGCUGAAAUCUGUCUAUAGUGAAGGAGAGUCUGUUAAAAUAAAGUGCAAUGCUCGCUGCUCUUUUCCUGAUGGCACUAAGGAGGUGACAGUGGCCUGUCAGGGACAGAAGACAUGGAGUUAUUUUCCAAAGUGUAGAUGUGGGCCUGAAAGUCCUGGUUCCACUCCAGGUACAAGUCCUGGUUCCACUCCAGGUACAAGUCCUGGUUCCACUCCAGGCAUAAAUCCUGGUUCUAUUCCAGGCAUAAGUUCUGGUUCCACACCAGUCAUAAAUUUUGGUAGAGUAGUUGUGGGACAAAAGCCUUCCUAUGUUGUGGGGGAUUGUAUUACCAUUGAGUGCUACGCAGGGUACACGUUACAAGGUGAAGCUGAAAUUCGGUAUAUGGGAGGAAACCAGUGGUCUCCUGGAGUGCCAACCUGCCAGCUGAGUGGAUAUGUCAUAGCCUGCAUCUGUGUGCUUGUGGUGAUCGUGGUGCUCCUGGCAGCCUUCUGGGCCUAUAAGAAAUUCUUUUCACAGAAUGGCUCGUACACAGUUGAUGAGAGUUGCAAGGAAACAUGUAUUUUAAAAACUAAGGCCCCAGCUGAGAUGGAAGACACUGAAUACAUGAAUUAAUUGAAUCUUUAAAAGGAAACCCGACAGCACUCCAUGUACUGCCGAAUAUAAGAUGUGUAAAGCAUGAAUGACCUUUUUUGGGGGUUGGUGGGAGGGGGUUUGCAGUGGAAUAUCCCUGCCAGAAAUGGAAAACAAUUGCACUUGCAUUGAGUAGAGGAGUAACUUGUGCUGUGUCUUGUCCUGCUGGUUAAAUGUAGGAGGAGGUGAUCAGUGGGGUAUAAAGUGUGUCUGCAGUUGUAUAGACAGAUAUUCUGUUUUUCCUCCUGUCUUUCCUCAUGGCUGUAGCAUCCAAGAGUGUCUGUCUGCAGGAGUCAGUGCUACCUCUUUGCUUACAGAAGACUGUCCAGUAUUCUCUGUUCUUUUAUUGUUCUGCUCACCAAAACUAUGUCCUCCUCCUUCUUUUCUGUGGCUGAGGAGGUAUAAAUGUUGUCCCUUGUAUUGUUCUUGUUGUUAUUAUUAUUAUUUUCCAUGAGAGAUCGGUGUCAUUGAAGGCUGUGUCUUUUUGAAACUAUCAUAGGUCAGAUCUCAUAUGCUCUAUCUCUUUGUUUGUCAGAGUUGAUUUCUGUGUAUCUAACUAAUUAAAAUGUGCCUUUAAAUCAGAGUUUUAUACCUUUUCCUUUGCUUUUAAGAAGGAAAAAAGCCAUAUAUAUUUCUGAAUCUUUGAUAUAGUCCUGCAAAGGCCACAGUGGAUUUAUUAUAGUAGAAAACUGGAGGUUUCUGUAGCAAAGACAUUCCCUGCCUUUGAAUUUGUUGACCUGUUUUAGAAGUUACCUAAUUAAAGUUACUGCUGAGAAAUCAGUGGUACCAUCUCCUGUCGUGAGCACAGUGUAAGUCCCUUAGUGGGCUCGAUUUUUAUUGAGCCUUGAUGUCAGUUCUGGAGAUACUUUGCUACUUUUCAGGAUAGAAAGGAUGCUGUGUGGACCCACCUUCCUUGCUUUUUUCCCUUGAAAUCAUACAUUCCACAUUCCAAAUCUCUGUCUACAGACAGUGAUGUUAAUCAAGCUCUUCAAUGAUGGAUUUAUCAUCAUCAUGCACCUGUUCAGAAACAGAAGCCUUUCCCUGUCAGACUCACUUUUCAUGUUAAAGGAAAACCAAAGCAGUUUAGUGCUGGGAGUGCAGGACUGGAUGUGCUGGCAGUGCUGGUAGAUGAGGUCUCUCUUUAGCUCCUUAGCACAAUUUUUUAGUCCAGACUGUGACUCCAGGAGUUGGCAAACACUCCAGUGUUUGCCAUGAACCGAGACUCGUUGCCACUUCUAAUUCCUUAUCAAAACCAAAAGCCUAAUUAGGACCAGGUUUUAGCUUCAUGAAUCUCACUGUCAACCUACAGGCAGCUUCUAAGAACCAAUUCUCCCAGAAAAAAAACCCAAAUUGCCUCACUUCACAUGCCUUGGGGCAGCAUUGAAACUGUUCUGGCUUGUCUCUGGUGGCUUGGCACUGCUCCACUGUCAUCAACUGAUUGUUGGAGCAACAGAGAACUGUUUGGGGCUUUUUAGGGCUUUUUGGGACAAUCCCAGCGGUUGCAUUGUUGGAGCUCAUAAUAGUCUGUGGUUUUUACAAAGGGGUUUUGGCUCCACAGGAUGACUUGCUGUUCAGGGGCUGGUUGACAUCUUAGUUUGAGAAUUGUUUGUAAACACUGGGUUGUGUGACUGGGGGGGGUUGAGUGUGGGGCUCACGAGCUCAGCUUGCUUUGUGUGGCAUCUGCAACGUGCUAAAAACUCGCUGAAAAUGCACUGAAAGCUGAGCUGGGAUCACUGUAAAAAUUGGCCUUAUUUUCACACCUCUUUCCGGAUGUAAAGACUUAGUAAUGCCUUGUAAUAUUGCAAAUAAAAAUGUUAAAUUAUUUAGCA